AUGGAUUCCAAAAUAGGAAAGACGUUUAAAUUAACAAAAAAAUUAGGAAGUGGAGCAUUUGGAGAAAUAUUUCAUGGAAUAAAUGUAUAUGAAUGCAAUUUAAAGUCUAUAUUAGCUUAAAAAUAAUAUAGAAGUAGCUAUAAAAUUAGAGCCUAUUAGUGCCAAGCAUCCUCAAUUAUACUAUGAAGCAAAACUAUAUUAACAUCUUAGUUAGGAUAAUGCUUCUGUAGAAAAAGGGAUUCCUUAAGUCUAUUAUUGUUCGACUGAAGGAGAUUAUAAUAUUAUGGUAAUGGAUUUAUUGGGACCAUCUCUUGAAGAGUUACUCACAUAAUGUCAACGAAAGUUCUCAUUGAAAACUGUGUUAAUGCUGGUUGAUUAAAUGAUUACUAGAGUAGAAUUCAUUCAUUCAAAGGAUUUUCUUCAUAGAGAUAUAAAACCUGAUAAUUUCUUAAUGGGUUUAGGGAAAAAAGCUCAAAUAUUAUUUAUGAUAGAUUUUGGAUUGGCAAAGAGAUUUAUUACAAGAGAUGGAUCUCAUAUUCCAUAUAGAGAGAAAAAGAAUUUAACAGGUACUGCAAGGUAUGCAUCAAUAAACACUCAUCUUGGAUUAGAACAAAGUAGAAGAGAUGAUUUAGAAAGUAUUGGAUAUGUUUUAAUAUAUUUUUUGAAAGGGACAUUACCUUGGCAAAAUUUAAAAAAUAAUAAUAAAAAAGACAAAUAUGAAAGAAUUAUGGAAUCUAAAAUAUCAACAAGCAUUGAAUUAUUAUGUGUUGGAACACCAAUAGAAUUUUAAUAAUAUUUGAAAUAUUGUAGAAAUUUAUAAUUUACAGAGAAACCAGAUUAUGAUUAUUGUAGAUAACUCUUUCGAGAUUUAUUUUAAAAGUAAAGAUAUGUUAUGGAUUAUUAAUAUGAUUGGACUUAGAAAAGAGUAGAAUAAACUAAUUAAUAAUAAUAGACAAUCUAAUAAUGA
This is a messenger RNA of Paramecium pentaurelia, 967 nucleotides long. Lineage: Eukaryota; Ciliophora; Oligohymenophorea; Peniculida; Parameciidae. The record is from the annotation of a GenBank genome assembly.